Messenger RNA from Verticillium alfalfae VaMs.102, 534 nucleotides. RefSeq lists its product with no specific name. The record is from RefSeq and is a predicted model, not a curated record. The transcript has a single exon. Bases 1 to 534 code for a protein of 177 amino acids. Lineage: Eukaryota; Fungi; Ascomycota; Sordariomycetes; Glomerellales; Plectosphaerellaceae.
AUGGCCCCAGCCCACCCCUUCUCUGGACUACCCCUAGUCGGCCGCUUUGUAUCGCCAGCAGCACCGGCCUCCGACCUCACACCGACCAAAAGCUUUCCUCUCGCGGUGCGAGAUAUCCUCAAACGCCAGGCCACAACAACCGUGGUUGCUGAGCCCUCCGACGGAAACGGUGGCGGUACCAAUCUGAGCGGCGGCGAGAUUGCCGGCAUCGUCAUCGGCUCUAUCGUUGGAGUGCUCCUCCUCUUCUGGAUUGUUCGAUCCUGCGGCAUGUGGGGACAGCCUGGUCUCUGGGGCCGCGAGCCAUCGCCGCCGCCAAGACGGCGCCACAGGGGUCGGUCGAGCCAUGGCCACCAUCGUCACCAGUCGACUGCAUCCCGCCGACGCUCACCUUCUCACGGACGGACGUCGUACGAAGUCCGGUACUCCCCGAACAUUAUGCGUGAGAAGAGCCGGUCCCCGCGCAGGCCAGAUGUUGUCUACGAUCACCGCCGCGGGAGCCGGGGCCGGUCGAGAAAUUAUGAUUACGACUACUGA